This is a messenger RNA of Gigantopelta aegis, 602 nucleotides long. RefSeq names its product dolichyl-diphosphooligosaccharide--protein glycosyltransferase subunit DAD1-like. Gene Ontology annotation, cellular component: membrane; oligosaccharyltransferase complex. NCBI's taxonomy places the organism in Eukaryota, Metazoa, Mollusca, Gastropoda, Neomphalida, Peltospiridae. The transcript is spliced from 3 exons. Bases 88 to 429 code for a protein of 113 amino acids. Gene Ontology annotation, biological process: protein N-linked glycosylation. The record is from RefSeq and is a predicted model, not a curated record.
GACCAAUCUAGGCGGAAGUAGGCGGAAGUAGGUUUGUGUGGUGCCACGUUUGGAACUUUGCAAACUAAAGACGCCGAACUACUCAAAAUGCCCGAAAAAUUAACUACAGUGCUUGGAAAAUUUUAUGAUGAAUAUGUGCACGUGACCCCUAAAAGACUGAAAUUGAUCGAUGCAUACCUGUUUUACAUUUUGUUGACGGGUGUGAUCCAGUUCGCGUACUGUUGUUUGGUGGGCACUUUCCCCUUCAACUCGUUUCUGUCCGGCUUCAUCUCAACAGUAGGAUCAUUUGUUUUAGGAGUUUGUUUACGGUUACAAGCCAACCCUCAGAACAAGCUAGAUUUUUCAGGAAUAAGUCCAGAACGAGCCUUUGCCGACUUCAUCUUUGCACAUGCAGUUCUUCAUCUUGUGGUUAUCAACUUUAUUGGAUAAAUACUGAAAAAAAAGGUAUUAACCAACGUGUUUACAGAUAGGAGUCAGAGUGGGACAGGAAACAUCCAUCACAAUGAAACUUCAUUUAACUUGAACAUCAAUCAUGGAAUGGAAGGGGUGGGGCAUUGAAUAUAAAUUGUUCUCUCUAUUAAAAUAUAUGUUGUUAUAAAGGA